This is a messenger RNA of Exaiptasia diaphana, 1808 nucleotides long. Its product is annotated as protein disulfide-isomerase TMX3. Lineage: Eukaryota; Metazoa; Cnidaria; Anthozoa; Actiniaria; Aiptasiidae. Gene Ontology annotation, biological process: peptidyl-cysteine oxidation. The transcript has 17 exons. Bases 16 to 1392 code for a protein of 458 amino acids. Gene Ontology annotation, molecular function: protein disulfide isomerase activity. Gene Ontology annotation, cellular component: endoplasmic reticulum. The record is from RefSeq and is a predicted model, not a curated record.
GUGUUGCGAACAAUCAUGGCGGACGCAGUGGAUAUUUUAUUGUCAAAAGGAUUUUUGUUCAUUUUGGUCAGUUUUUCAGCGGUCAAGGCAUCGUACGUCCAUGAACUCGACGAAAGUUUUUUACAACUUAAGAAAGAAGGUAGCUGGCUUGUGGAAUUUUAUGCUCCGUGGUGUGGUUAUUGUCGUAAGCUAGAGCCAAUAUGGGAAAAUGUUGGCAAAAACCUCCAUGGAUCUUCUGUUAAUGUUGCAAAAAUAGAUGCAACUGUAUAUAGUGGUGUAUCAAGAGAAUAUAACGUGAGAGGAUUUCCUACUAUAAAAUUUAUAAAAGGUGACAUAGUUAUAACAUAUAAUGGGGACCGUACUCUAGAAGAUAUUGUACAGUUUGCAGAGAAAGCUGGAGGACCUGCUGUAAAAGAAUUAACUAGUGGAGAUAAAUUAAGAACAGUUCAAAGAGACAGGACAGUGUUCUUUCUGUUAGUGCAAAGUUCAGUAGAAAAUGAACUUUCUAGUCAUCUAAAGGACGUCUUUUAUGGUGCAGCAGAGAAGAGAAUCACACAAGCAUAUUUUUACAGUAUACGUGACAAUCAACUCCCUAAGGGUGUAAAAGUGAAAUCUCCUGUUAUAUCUGUUUUCAAAGAUGGCUCAAACUUUCCACUUGAAGUGAACAAAGAAGUUACAGUGGAUAAUGUCACUGACUGGGUGGAUCAUGAGAAGUUCAAUGCCUUUGURCAAAUCACAAGCUCUAACAUUUAUGAAAUUUCUAAGACAGGUAAAGCAAUAGUAAUUGUUGUGUUUGCUGAGGAUACUAAAAAGAAAAAGAAAAAUGAAAGGGUUGGUAAAAUUGUGAAAGAAAUGGCUUUGAAAAACAGAGACAAAUUUCACAAUUCUUUCCAAUCUGGCUGGGUUUUAGGAGAUGACAUCACCACCAACAUUAUGAUGAGCUCUCUAAGUUCUCCAUACAUCAUGGUWUAUAAUGGUACAGAUUUUCUGUAUUAUCUCAAGUAUUAUGAAGACCUUAAACAUGACUUUAAUGAGGAAAAGAUGGUGKCUUUCCUGGAAAAUAUAUUAUCUGGUAAAGAAAAGGCAUAUGGUGGGGAUUCAUACCUUCAAAGAGUUAUUAGGAUGCUAUAUUCUUUCUUCACUACUGUAUAUGAAAUCUGGACAACUCAACCAAUUAUUGCUAGCAUCAUGUUUGGCCUUCCCAUSAURCUCUUCUCCUUUAUUAUCUACAUGCUGUGUACUGCAGAGGGUGGUGAUGACCAGGAGUUCAAUGAAGAUUAUGAUGAUGAUAACUAUGAUGAUGAUAAUGAUGCUAAAMAUAUCCCACAUCAAUCAUUACUAGAAGAAACUGAGACCACUGAGAAAGCAGGACUUAAAGCUAAGACUGAGUGAGACUGUUAGUCAACUUGACURAAGAAAUUUGGAGAGGAUUAUACAUGGGAAAGAUUGUCAUUGGAAAACACCAGGGACCCUUUCACACAAUGAACUCUUGCUUGUAGUAUUUCCUGUAUAUAUUAUAGAUUACAGAAAAAUAUGUUUAUGUAAACAAGCAUGUACAUAAUCUAGUAUCAAUUUUAUUAAAAAAUAGCGCUAGUUAGACAGGGGGGAAAAAUAUUACAAUUACAAUAUAAAAGUGACUUAGUAAACAGUAUUAUAAUAGACUAGUACAGCUUUAUGCAUUCAGUAAUUUUUUUGUUUUCCUUUGAGCUUUAUAUAUAAUAUUAUUGUAUUUAGCCUGAAUGCUCUGCAAGAUCAUUAAUUUUGUGUGAUAAGUAAUUAUCAACUGUGAAUAAAAAAUUCUUUGAUUA